Messenger RNA from Camellia sinensis, 3711 nucleotides. Its product is annotated as L10-interacting MYB domain-containing protein. The record is from RefSeq and is a predicted model, not a curated record. Lineage: Eukaryota; Viridiplantae; Streptophyta; Magnoliopsida; Ericales; Theaceae.
UUUCUUCAUCUCUUUUUCUUCAUCUCUUUUUCUUUCCCUUCUCUCUCUGAUUACGGUGAAAUGUCCCUCUUCUUCAUUCUGUGAAUAGGGUUGAAAAUGCCUGUCUCUCUUCUUCACUCUCUGAUUAAGGUUGAAAACCCCCUUUUUAUUGCGAUCUAUUAUUUAUUUAUUUAAUCAUUAGAUGUUUUUCAAUUUUGAGUUCAAAAAAGUUAUAUUCAUUUCAUGAGCUUCGUUAAUACUGGAGUAGGUGAAAUUUGGGCUGCAAUGUGAGUGCUUAAUUGUGUUUGUGAAACUAAAAAUCAGUGAACACAAAGUCAUCAAAAGUAGAUAGGAAAGCUAAAUGAAAACUCCUAAGAAGUAUGAGAAUUCAUCCAAGCCAAUAACGUCUUUAAUCUGCCCAAGACCUUGAGUCCAUUUGUUUGAUUAGUAGGAUAUGUCAUAAUUUCUAUCAGAGUUGACAAAAUUGUAUUUGUUCAACUACAUUUGUUGUUCUCUGGAUUAAGCAAGGUACUUGUUUAUUUUUUUGAAGGCCUAUAUUUCAGAAAUUGGUUGUUUGGCUUUUCACCAUGAUUAGGUUGAUUGAAUCCAUACUUUGGUACCUUAGAUGAAAUAAUGUUAUUUGAUUCAUUUUCAAGUUUGAGGAGAUUUAGUGAUUUGUCCAUCUAGAUCACAAGGCUUAUAAACAGAUCAUGCUUAUUUGUUAUUAAUAAAGGUUCAAUUGCUGGGAUAUGUGGAAUGGAGAAAUUCAAUGUGUUUAAUCAACCUUAUUUCUAGUAGUAGUAGUGGUAGUUGUGGAGAAUAGGCCUUUAAAAUUGAAGAACCAAUUGAAGAACCAACCACGUGUCAAAUUUGGUGGUGCUGGGAAGUUAAAUUUGUGUUAUAAAUUAUAAUUUGGUUAUUGAGACUUUUCUGGUGGUGUUUUUGUUACAAUGCAAAUUGGUGAUAGUUUUACCUGGGAAUGGUCAUAGUUUUACCUGGAUCAUGUGAAGGAUGUUUUGUGUAACUAAUAUUUUGUACCCGCAAGUGUAAUCUAAAAUAUAUGUUAAUUCCCAAUUUACAACCUAAACCAAUGAAGUACUCAUUCUGUAAUUCCAAUCUUUCUUUAGUAAAUGAAGUUAGAUAUGCAUUCAACUUCCUUUUCUAAUUUAGAUAAAUGUGUAAAAAUUUAUUACUAAUUUGAAUCUUCAAGUGUUUUUCAUAUUGAAAGUGGUCCAUCUAGAAAAGUGAUACCAAAGAACAUAAUAUGCGUGCACAAAGGAGACCAAAUAUAAUGCCAAGCCAAAUAUGUAUUUUCAACCUAAAAGUUCUAGCAGGAUUCAAAAUUAAGAAUAAGAAUGAAACCUCAAAUAUAUUGUACUUGUCCUUUGAGAAUAAGAUUGUUAUCUAUGCAUUCCACAGAUUUUUCUGGUACAAAGAAAACUAUUUAGCUAAUAAAGUCACUAACACUACAUAACACUUUUUUAAUUUGAUAAGUUGAGUAACAAGUAAAACUUAUCUUAGUACAUGGUAUGCAAAUAUUUUGUGUAACAACAGAUUUGAUUAUUGCAAGAAAUUAACAAAGCAUUGUCCCAACUAUUUGGAUCAUGUGAAGGAUGUUUUUUAAUCUGAUAGUUUUACCUGGGAAUGGUGAUAGUUUUACCUGGGAAGCAUCAAAUGUAUGUGGAACUUGGGUUUAACAUAGUAUUUGAUCCUCUAAUUUAUCCCUACACAACAAAUCUUUGAAACUUUAUAUACUACAAACCAAACUCUUUGGUACCACUCUAAAAAAAUAACAGAAACCUUACAAUACCUAGGUAGUAUUGACAUAACCAGAUUGUACCAAAUACUUCAAUAGGGAUUAGUAAAAGAAUCCCUGCCGAUACAGAACAAUUUCAAUGGCUCACAUUGUAAUGCAAAUUGAACAUAGGAGGAACUUUCACUUUUUCUUGCUCUUACUUAAUGAAUCGGAACUUAGAAACAUUUUAUUCAAUCAAUACUUCGUGGGUGCAAUGUAUUUACAAUUAGCUUCCUAAUCUUUAGAGGAUUUGGAUUCAAUUCUUCCUAAUUAAUGCAGAGGCAUGUCAUCCUCUAGUAACUAUUAUUCUAGUGAUGAGAGCUUCGACUUGAGGUAUGAGGCUUUGAAAUGUGAUUGUGAGCUAAGAGCUGCCAUAAGGGUUACUGAGUCUGACAAGCCAUCUAAAGUGAAAUUGUAUUUCAUUUGUGAGAAGAGAAAUUGUUAAUUUUGGAGGUGUACCCCAAAAUCUGUGACGAUGGUAGAGAGGUUGAGGAACGAGAGAAUGCAUGAUCAAAAUCAAAAUAUGGAGACUGUAGGACUAAAAGUGAAGAACCAAAUGCUUGAGCAAUCCAAUGUUUUCAUGAAGCAGCUUAUUGUGGGUCUGCUCACGAUUUGUAUUCUUAUGUCAGUUGCAUUACUCUUCAAAUGAUGACAGGUGCCAUUUAGAGAUACCUGGUGUUUUUGUGCUAAUGUAGUUUACCAUGAACUAUUGCACUAAGCUUUGUACCCAAUGAAUGUUGACAUAGUUGCCAUGUAUGGUUAUUUUGUACUGAUCUAGCUAUUGUAAUGCAAGCACUGAUGAAUGAGUUUGUUUUAAUUUUUUUUCUUUCUCAUAGAAUGAGUACCCAAGAGGAAACACAACCUAAAAAUAGGAAGAACAAGGGAAAAUCAAGUCAAGUACCAUUCGUUAAAGCUCACUAGGAUGCAAAAUCAAAAGAAAUUUUUUUUAAGCUUUGUGUUGAGCAAGUGAAGGUUGGACACAGACCUGGUACACACUUAGAUAGGGUCGGGUGGGAAAAUAUGAUAACUAAAUUUAAAAGUAUGACUGGAAAAUCGUACCAACGAAUACAAAUGAAAAAUCAUUGGGAUGUGUUGAAAAAAGAUUGGCUUUUAUGGAAUAAUUUGUUAAGGGGUGAGACAGACUUAGGUCGUGAUACAUUGACUGGAGCGAUGUCUGCAUCUGAUGAGUGGUGGAGCAAGAAAUUGGAGAGGUAUCUUGAUGCUGCUAAAUUCGAGGGUAUGCCGUUGCAAUUCACUGAAGACUUAGACAUACUAUUCUCAGAUACAACUGCUACAGGAGAAUGGACAUACACUCUUAGCUCAGGGGUUAUGCCCCACACCGAUGAGACUGUGGAGGAAUUUCAUACCCCACAUGAUGCUGAAUUUCAUGAUGAUGCUGGUUUGGAGGUGGAUCAUCCUUUCGAGUUAAACAAAAAACGUCCAUCAAACACUAAUGGUUCAUCAACCAAGAGCAAGACAAAAAAGAAAUUUAUUGGUGCAACUCUACUUAACAAGACACUUGAUCGUAUAGUCAACGUGGUUAAGUCAUCUUCAGCAAUUUCAACACAAACCUCAUUAAGAUAUUCUUUAAUUGCAGAAUGUUUGGCAAAGUUGGAAAGCAUCCUUGGUGUGUCCUCGGAUGAUAAGCUGUAUGUAUGGGCUGCCCGAUUGUUCUUACGAGACAAGCGUCGUGAGUGUUUCAUGACUCUUCCUACGGAUGAAGUUCGACUGAGAUUUCUAAAGUUGGAGAUUAAGAUGGAGAAGACCACCAUAGGUUAUCGCGGCUAAUUGUGGACUACCCGGUUGUUCUUAAGACUUUUAUUAUUAAUUAUGGACUGUUGUGUUGGACUUUUAUUUUGCUAAUUGUGGACUGUUCUGAAUUUCCUAUUUUUUUCUUUUAUUAAUAUUGACUAUGUUGGACUUUUAUGUUGGACUCA